Delphinapterus leucas (beluga whale) is the source of this 1133-nucleotide messenger RNA. RefSeq names its product platelet activating factor acetylhydrolase 1b catalytic subunit 3 (gene PAFAH1B3). Gene Ontology annotation, molecular function: platelet-activating factor acetyltransferase activity. The record is from RefSeq and is a predicted model, not a curated record. Gene Ontology annotation, cellular component: cytoplasm. Lineage: Eukaryota; Metazoa; Chordata; Mammalia; Artiodactyla; Monodontidae.
UCUUCCCACGAGGAAGGGCGCUAGAUUUUCCCCACUCUGCUUUCACGGUAGGGUGGUUUCUCCCUCCUCCCCUCCACGGGUACUGGAUGGUCUCGCCUCCCCCCACGCCCCGUGCCGCCGCCGCUGCCGGAGAGUGAGCGGCCCGGGCAGGAAGCGCCGGACGAGCCCACUGCGCGGCCGCCGUGGGGGAAGCAAGGCCAAUUCCUCUAAGUGAAGGUUUUCGCCCCGGAGAGGAGGCGGCGCCCGGGAUCGGCCGCGCCCUCCGCUAGAGUGCGGGCUUCGGGACAGUCCAUUGUUGCUGAGGGGUAGGGGUGGGCGUGGCGGCGCCGCCUCCUCCAGGAACACUCCCCGGCUGACCGCGCUUGCUUGUCCUGCUGGAGCCGCGGCGCCAAGAUGAGCGGAGAAGAGAACCCAGCCAGCAAGCCCACGCCGGUGCAGGACGUGCAGGGCGACGGGCGCUGGAUGUCCCUGCACCAUCGGUUCGUAGCCGACAGCAAAGAUAAAGAACCCGAAGUCGUCUUCAUCGGGGACUCCUUAGUCCAGCUAAUGCACCAGUGCGAGAUCUGGCGGGAGCUCUUUUCCCCUCUUCAUGCACUUAACUUUGGCAUUGGCGGUGACAACACGCAGCACGUGCUGUGGCGUCUGGAGAACGGGGAGCUGGAACACAUCCGGCCCAAGAUUGUGGUGGUCUGGGUGGGUACCAAUAACCACGGGCACACCGCAGAGCAGGUGGCUGGAGGCAUCAAGGCCAUCGUGCAACUGGUGAACCAGCGGCAGCCCCAGGCCCGGGUCGUGGUGCUGGGCCUGCUUCCUCGGGGCCAGCACCCCAACCCACUUCGCGAGAAAAACGGACAGGUGAAUGAGCUGGUACGGGCAGCACUGGCUGGCCACCCACGGGCGCACUUCCUGGAUGCAGACCCUGGCUUUGUGCACUCAGAUGGUACCAUAAGCCACCAUGACAUGUAUGAUUACCUGCAUCUCAGCCGGCUGGGGUACACACCUGUUUGCCGGACCCUGCACUCCCUGCUUCUGCGUCUGCUCGCCCAAGACCAGGGACAGGGUGGUGCUCCCCUGCCAGAACCCACACCCUAAGCAUCUACCUUCCUGCAACAUUAAAUUUUCAUUCUUCAGUC